UUUGUUGUUUGAUAGUGACCCUCCACUAACACGUUCCUUGCAUAACCUCCUCCCCUUCUCUCUCUUUCUCUUUAUCUCUCUCUCUCUCUUAUAAUCAAUCCACUUGGAAUCUUUACCAGUUGUAAAUAAAUCAUCUUGAGCAGAUAAGACCGGUGGUUGAGGCUUGUGAAGAUUUCAGGUACUUAGAUAUUACUUCCGAUUUGAUGCUAUAACACAUUCCUCAAUUAGAUAUUAAUAGCUCAUAAAUGGGGUCUGAAGGGCCUUCAACAGUAACAAUUCAUGUGACCGGUUUUAAGAAAUUCCAUGGAGUUUCAGAGAAUCCAACUGAGACUAUUGUCAGUAAUCUCAAAGAGUAUGUGAAGAAGAAGGGUUCACCAAAGGGUCUGGUUCUUGGAAGUUGCAGCAUUCUUGAGACUGCAGGACAAGGAGCAGUUGUUCCCCUAUACCAGACAUUGCGAUCUGCUAUCAGCGAGCAGGAUUCUUCAAAUUCCAGUAGAAUUAUUUGGGUACACUUUGGUGUUAAUAGUGGUGCAACAAGGUUUGCUAUUGAGCAUCAAGCUGUCAAUGAAGCUACUUUUCGUUGCCCUGAUGAGAUGGGAUGGAAGCCUCAGAAAGUCCCCAUUAUUCCUUCAGAUGGAGGAAUUUCACAUAUACGAGAGACUUCUCUUCCUGUUGAGGACAUAACAAAGGCCUUGGCAAAGAAGGGUUUCGAGGUGAUGACCUCAGAUGAUGCAGGCCGCUUUGUAUGCAACUAUGUCUACUACCAUUCCCUUCGGUUUGCAGAGCAAAACGGGAUCAAAUCGCUCUUUGUUCAUGUGCCUUUGUUCUUGACCAUAGAUGAGGACACACAAAUGCAAUUUGCUGCUUCCUUGUUAGAGGUGCUUACUUCAUUAAAUUAGCAGUCCAUCAUCAUCCAACCACAUCUGUAUGCCAAAGAGCUUGAUCGAAAAGCUAGUAUGAAGUUGCCACGUUUAUUAAUGUGGAUCAACGCUUCAUAAAUGGAAAUGCUUGAAUAAUCAGGAAGUGUAAUCAAAGCGAAACUGUAUUGAAAGAACAUUCUUAAUUAUGAUGUAUUUUUCCAUAAGUGUUUUCCAGCAGGUUCCGGUAACUUGCCGAAAUUUUUCAAUCCAGUUUGUGAAUGACAUCCCAGUUUGCUCAUGGAGCUUGCUAAUA
Molecule: messenger RNA, 1173 nt
Organism: Prunus mume (Japanese apricot)
Lineage: Eukaryota; Viridiplantae; Streptophyta; Magnoliopsida; Rosales; Rosaceae
Product: Peptidase C15, pyroglutamyl peptidase I-like protein
Biological process (GO): proteolysis
Cellular component (GO): cytosol
Molecular function (GO): pyroglutamyl-peptidase activity
Source: RefSeq, a predicted model, not a curated record